UUGCAUUCAGCAAACUCCUCCCUCUCUAACUGUCACAUUUGACACUGUCAGGGAAGAGGACUGACUGUCCCCCUCGAUCCUUACUGAGAAGCAGGAAAUCUUUUGUUUAUCAUUUCAGUGAAACCUGACAUUCCCCUCCCUGGGCUCCAGUACAAAUAGGUGAGCGGAGCUGUGGGCUGCAGCAGAAACACAACCAGCCAGAUCCUGCCAAACUGCUUCAAUGAAAGGCCCUCACAUGUUCGUAAUCCAGUCUCUUACUCAAAUCAGGAUGCACCAGCCUUUAAAGGAGGACCUCGUCUACGGAACCAAAGGUCUCGAAAAUUCCAACCAUGAACCGAGGGCGGAGAAAUUGCCCAUGAGGCUUUGCAACGAAGCAUGCCAUGCCUUGGAUAUCCUGCAGAGUUUAAACGUUUAUAGAAAAACAGGGGUGUUUACAGACGUCGUCCUUGUUGUUGAAGGCAAGGAUUACCCCUGCCAUAAAGCAAUCCUGUCUGCCUGCAGUUCUUAUUUCAGAGCCAUGUUUGGCGGCCACCUCAAAGAGAGUCAACUUGACGUUGUGGAGAUCCAGAAGGUACCCUCAACCGUCAUGGACCUUCUUUUGGAAUACAUGUAUGGAGGCAGCCUACAGAUUGAAGAAGAGAACGUGGUAGGGAUUCUGGAAGCCUCGGACUUGCUCCACAUGAACACAUUACGAGAUGCCUGUGUGACAUUUCUAGAGAACCAACUUCAUCCUUGCAACUGCGUGGGCAUCAGGAAGUUUGCAGAUUCCUUUGCCAUUUCCGCUUUGUCUGAAAAGAGCAAGAAGCUCAUGCUGGAAGGCUUUGCAGAGGUGUCUUGCCACGAGGAGUUCUUGGACUUAAGCAAAGAGGAGCUCGUUGAGUAUCUGUCCAAUGAACAUCUAGUGGUAAGAAAGGAAGAAGAGGUCUUCGAAGCCGUCAUGAAAUGGGUAAAUAGAAGCAGCCUAGUCAGAUCGAAACACUUAAAGGAUCUUUUGGAACUUGUGAAACUGCCGUUGCUGGACCCGGCUUAUUUUCUGGAGAAGGUAGAGAUGGACAAGACCAUUCAAGGCUGCUCUGAAUGUUUUCCUUUGCUGCAUGAGGCUCGCGUGUACUACAUCCUCGGGAAUCAAGUCAACCCUCUCAGAGUCAAACCAAGAAGGUUCACUGACUUAUCAGAAGUGAUAGUUAUAAUCGGCGGCUGUGAUAAAAAGGGCCUAUUGAAGUUACCCUUUACUGAUAGCUAUCACCCAAAGGGUGGUCGUUGGACGGCUCUAGCCAGUACUCCGGGAUAUGCAAAGUCAGAGUUUGCUGCCUGUAUGUUAAAGAAUAACGUUUAUAUUUCAGGAGGUGAGAUCAAUAGUAGCGACGUGUGGAUGCUCAACACACAACUAAAUAGCUGGGUCCGAAUCGCUUCACUGAAUAAGGGCCGAUGGAGACAUAAAAUGGUCACUCUGAAAGGAGAGAUUUAUGCCUUGGGUGGCUUUGACGGCAUGCAGAGGUUGUCCUCAGUAGAACGCUACAACACCUUCUCAAACACUUGGACGGUUGUGCCGCCUUUGUUAGAAGCCGUCAGCUCUGCUGCUGUUGUAACCUGCAUGAACAAGAUCUAUGUGAUUGGUGGAGCGAUUGAGUCCAUCACGAACACUAACAAGGUUCAGUGCUUUGACCCAGAAGAAAAUAAAUGGACUUUGAUGGAGGUAUCCCCUUUUUGCCAGAGGUGCAUCAAUGCUGUUGAGUUGGAAGGAACCAUCUAUGUGAUUGGGGGUCUUCUGAGUAGCAUUUUCAGCUUUGACCCAGCAAAGGACCAUUGGAGUGAAGUUGCCAGUCUGCCAGCCCCACUGGAAAGCUGUGGGCUGACGGUGUGCGGGGGCAAGAUCUAUAUCCUGGGCGGAAGGGACGAGAACGGAGAAGGAACCGACAAGGUUUUUACAUUUGACCCCAAGACGGGCGCGGUGGAGAUGGAGUCUCCGAUGCAGCGUUGCACCAGUUACCAUGGAUGUGUGACCAUAUUGCAGAGGUCAUAAUAGGAGCAAAGGAACCCAAACGGUCCCAGAGACUUAUGAACUGAUUGCUGCACUGAGCCGACACACAACUCCUAUUUAUUUACCUUUUGUAUCUUCUCGGUAGUGUCAUUGACCACUUUUGUGUGUUUUUUAACUGAUGUAAGUGAUUCUUCCUUGUGUAAAUACAAUUCUUACAAAAUGUGAGCUGCACUUAACUUCCCUAAAUGUGCCCCUUGCAUUCUGGAUAGCUGCGCCCCUAAAUCUCUCGUUUGGUUUAUCCCUCCUUUCCAAUGCACCCAUAGCAGUCAUCUUGCUGUUAUAUUAAAUACAGAAACACAAUAAUUAUGCACAUUAUGGCUUCCCAAUAUAACACAAGAAGGAAGGACACGCUGCCUGGACACUGUCUUUAAAGUUUCCAGCACCAGUUGCAGGAAUAAAGAACAUGGAGCCAUAUUGAUUCAGGACCGGUGGGAUUCUUAUUGGAGGAAUCUCAUGUAUGGAGAGAAGUUGGAGAGAAGUUCUAUUCAUCAAUGUUACUUUAAAGGGAUAAAGCUUUUAGUAUAUUGUAGAAUGGCUAAUUGGAUAACCUUUCAAUUGGCCUUCAUUU
This is a messenger RNA of Xenopus laevis (African clawed frog), 2609 nucleotides long. RefSeq names its product kelch like family member 35 L homeolog (gene klhl35.L). The coding region runs from base 221 to 2023 and encodes 600 amino acids. NCBI's taxonomy places the organism in Eukaryota, Metazoa, Chordata, Amphibia, Anura, Pipidae. The record is from RefSeq and is a predicted model, not a curated record. The transcript is spliced from 7 exons.